AUGCGCGGGGCAGCAGCGCGCGACGCGCAGGCUGCCGUAGGGCGCGACGCGCAAGGCCGCAGCACGGGCGUAGGGCAGGGUGCAGGCGCAGGGCAGGGCGCUGGCGUAGGGCAGGGCGCUGGCGCAGGGCAGGGCGCUGGCGCAGGGCAGGGCGCCGGCUUCGCUAUCCCGUCGCCCUUCCUCUCUCUCGCCGCCCUUCCUGUCUCCCGUCGCCCUUCCUCUCCCGUAGCCCUACUUCUCUCUCCUCCUGCCGCCCUCGCAUCUCAUCGCGAUCGCGUUCUCCGCGCACUCCCGUCACCUUUCCCCUUUCCUCUCGCCCUUCCUGUCACUGUCGGCACCACGAAACGCUCUCAAGUAGUCACCAUCACGCUCCUCUCUACCCGCGCCUCUCAUCCUUCCGUCGCCGUCGACCUCCCUCUCCCUUCCGUCAUUGUGUUCGUCACUCUCACGCCCUCGCAUCCCCCGUCGCCCUUUCCUCUCUCUCGUCGCCCUUCCUCUCUCCCAUCGCGCUUCCCUCUCCCAUCGCCCUUCUCUUUCCCGUCGCGCUUCCUCUGUCCCGUCGCCUUUCCUCUCUCCCGUCGCCUUUCCUCUCCCCCCUCGCCCUUUCCCUCUCCCAUCGCCCUUCCUCUUUCCCCUCGCCCUUUCCUCUCCCGUCGCCUUUCCCCUUUCCCCUCGCCCUUCCUCUCUCCGUCACCCUUCCUCUUACCCUUGCAAUCCCUUCCCUUCCCCACAAUAUCGCCAUCCCCCUUUCCUUUCGAUCAGCCUACCUUUCUUCCAUCCCCUCUCGUCGCCCUUAUGACCUCCCCUACCUUCCCGUCUUCUUGUUGUUCUCCCAUCCCCUCUCUUCGCCCUCGGUGUCUCCGCUCCCCUCCUGUCUUUCUUCCUCUCUUCGCUCCCCUAACGUCGCUCUUCCCAUCUCCGCUUCCAUUCCCGUCGUUGUUCCUCUCGCCCUUCCUGUUUCCCGUCGUUAUUCCUCACUGA
Messenger RNA from Closterium sp. Naga37s-1, 981 nucleotides. NCBI's taxonomy places the organism in Eukaryota, Viridiplantae, Streptophyta, Zygnematophyceae, Desmidiales, Closteriaceae. The record is from the annotation of a GenBank genome assembly.